GCCAUUUUAAAAUGAUACACUCAUUCGACAAUCAAAGAGCUAUCAAACACAACCCCACAACAACCACCACAACAACCACCAUUGCGCUCACCAACAAUGUGCUCCGCUUUGAAUAAUUUCAUGAGGGCCAACUUCCAAGGAAUGUCCGCCAAGAUGACAUCUGAAGCAAAGACACUACUUCCACAUAAUACCAUUGAUUUGGUCCAGGACAAUGCAUCCAUCCAUUCCACUGCCAAAUGCCCUUGGCCACAAUCCCCACCAAUGAGAGGGGAUCACGUCAGCAGCAAACUCGUUCACAGGAUGAAACACUCCCAGAGGAAGCAACGAAGAGUUCCAACCAAAUGGUCUUACCCUGCGAUCGGAAAGGAUUUCACAGAACCUUGCCUAGCAGGGUCUUGCACCUGCCCCAAGAUGCCUAAGAGACGACUCAGUAUGGACAACAUGAAAGAAGAGAUGCCCCCAGAGAGUGACGGAUCCAUUUGUACAACUGAUAAGGACAGCAAAAUGGUGGCCAACGCUGCAUAGUUGAUCAUGGGAAGAACGUUACAGAGACCGAAAACAAACUCCCGCCCCCUUGAAAACAGACCCAGGACUUACUAGUGUACAUACUAUUGCUGUCAUACCGCAGCAGGGUGGGUUGCUUUAUUCAAAACUACUAAUGGCGUCGCUUGUUUUUACGACCGUACUACCUGACUACAAGGUUAUGAAACACCAUACCUCACACCAUACCACACGAUGGCUAGCUCUACCGGUAGCUGGGAGAGAUAUUACGAACAAGAUUGGUCAUUCGCAGGCAUAACCUAC
This is a messenger RNA of Seminavis robusta, 804 nucleotides long. NCBI's taxonomy places the organism in Eukaryota, Bacillariophyta, Bacillariophyceae, Naviculales, Naviculaceae. The record is from the annotation of a GenBank genome assembly.